Molecule: messenger RNA, 2311 nt
Organism: Solea solea (common sole)
Lineage: Eukaryota; Metazoa; Chordata; Actinopteri; Pleuronectiformes; Soleidae
Gene: fancl
Product: FA complementation group L
Exons: 14
Coding region: 1098-2213 (371 amino acids)
Biological process (GO): protein monoubiquitination; interstrand cross-link repair
Cellular component (GO): Fanconi anaemia nuclear complex; nucleus
Molecular function (GO): ubiquitin protein ligase activity
Source: RefSeq, a predicted model, not a curated record
CGGAGUCUGCAGGAUCAGGAGGUCUCGCGAGACCUCUAGCCAGGUAUAAGGUCAAGGCAGUGAUAGUGUUAAUUUAGAAGCAGAGAAAAGCGUUGUCAGAAGAAGCGAGGGAGAGGAAAUGACUGUGUGACCGAGCGAGGGGCCACACAUGAGUAAAUGUCGGACCAGGUUUUUUUUCAAAUGGCGAGAAUUGAUGAGCUUUCACAUCAGUGAGGAUAAAGAGGUAGAUGUUUACGAUGGUGUCGUAAAAAAUAUGUCCUCCUGUAACUGUAGGGGGAGCUCCGUAGAGAAAAAUGCACAAAAAGCAACCAUAUAUGCAAAGUUACACUAUCGGAUAUGGGCAAACAUGCCAAGAUGCACAUUUGGGUGCAGGGGUAAAAAUUUAUAUGCUGUAUAUCGAUAUCUAUAUCAGUUAUCGGCCCAAGCAAUACCGAUAUAUGGGCAUUUCGGAUACCGGCAAAAAGUCGUAAUAUCGUACAACAGCAACAUUUAGUGUUGAAAAUGGCUACUGCAGUCCUUAUUGGAAUCGUAGAAAAAAAAGCAUCCCCAAAAUUUGUGAAUAAUAGACACGGAUGUGUGGACAACCUAAGUCCUCGCAGAAAUUCAGCACAAAUUCGAAACAACCAACCUGUAUUUGAUUUUUGAGUGUUUUUGUGAGUGUAAGAUGUAGCUUUCUUGCAUUGUUUAAUCUACUGUUGAUUGUAUAUAUUUUAUCUAAAAUUGUUUUUCCUUAAUCUUCUUAAUCUGAGUGUUGUUAAAUUCUGAAGGAGUACAGUUAACGCAUUUGAACGCCACACGAUCGUAUAACCUGAAAUUCCGACGUUUUUCACUAGGCACGAACGCAGCAGAGUGACGUCACCGAUGGUGGAGGGAAGUUUGGUUUUGUCACUGUCGACUUCAUGUUCUCUCUGCUAAUGCUAACGCUGUUGCGUAAACUAAGCGUAUUCUUCACGAGCUUGUGUUUUUAACAGUUUAGUUUAAAUAUCUAUCUUUAGUUUAAUGAGUGACACGAAGUCGUUAUCGCGCUGUUGUUUCAUAUCAGGCUUGUUAGCGUUAGCUAAGGAAGUACCUGUCUUCGCUGUAACCGGAGGUAAACGAUGGAGAGUUCAAUGACCAGAGAAAACCCGUUAUUUUUACCUCUCAACAGAGAGAAAACGGUCUACGAUGGGUUCGUCACAGUCCAGGAACAAGACUUCAGAUUGAGAUUACAGCUGCCACCAGAUCGACAACUCAAACGGGCAAAGCUGCACUGCAGCUGGCAGUUGAGACACCUGUUGCGUGGAUCUGAACAUAUAGUGAAGCAGAGGCUGCAGCAGUCGGCCGAUCUGGACAGUUUCCUAAUGGAGCUGAAGACCGUCCUGGAAGUGGCUGUGAAGGGCGGCCCUGAGUGCACCUCCAUCCCGCCUCCCCAGUAUUACUCGCAGCUCAUCUCAGAGAUGGAGACCCUCGGCUGGAACAAACUGCUUUUCAUAGACACAGAGUUCCGAACACUAAGACUGGCUGCGCAGGACUCCACUGGAAGGCAGCAUACCCUCACUAUUAAACUCAAGUCUAAGCAUCCAGCAGAGGCUCCUGAAUGCACUGCUGACCUGCCACUACCUCUGCUCGUAACAUGGACGCCACAGACGACUCUGGAACAGCUUCACAAGCAGUUCCUUCUGGUCUUGGAUUCCUUGACCGAGUUCUGGGACGUCCUGGACGAGAUCGACGGCAACACCUGGAUCCUGGAGCCGGAGAAACCGAGUCGCUCCGACACCAUGAGGCGGAUCGUGAUUGGAAACAACGUGUCCAUCAAAGUGGACAUGGAUCCCCGACACCCGAAGAUGCUGCCGGAGUGCUGCCUGCUGGGAGCUGAGCACGUGGUGACUCCUCUGAGGAAUAAACUCAACAGCAACAUGCACCUGUGGAACCCGGAAUCCAGCGUCUUGUGCAACCUCCGGGAUGUUUUGGAGAUUGAAUUCCCGUCACCUGCCACCCACGAAAAAUCUGAUUUCAGCACCGAGUGUGGCAUUUGUUACUCGUAUCGUCUCGAAGGUGCAAUCCCUGACCAGGUGUGUAACGACCCUCGCUGUGGUCAACCCUUCCACCAGGCCUGUUUGUAUGAGUGGCUGCGAGCGCUGCCCUCCAGCAGACAGAGCUUCAGUGUGGUGUUUGGAGAGUGUCCUUACUGCAGCAAGCCCAUCACUGUGAAAAUGUCCACCCACACGUCCUGAGGAGAGACGACGUCAGUAGAACGCCUGCGACAAUCUCCCGACAAACAAACCCCCGAAGAAAAGCGAGGCGCCCACGAAAACCAGCCAGUGGAAGUGUC